CGGACAUAUGCAAGACGCGAUUAACAUUCCUUCCAAUUCCAAUGACAAGAGAACACACGAAUCGAAUGAACCUCAAAACAAAAAAUAUUGUUCUUCCUUCUCGCACAAUCGCCAUAAUCCUUCCGAGCAACCGUACGGCAGUACCAGUACAUGUAGAUUGCCGUGCUAUUAUCGAACAGAAUUCUAACGGUUAUCGAGUUCGACCAUAUUUAAAUUCUUCGGCGACACGGAGCAAACUCCAAUGGUUUGUAUGCUCGUAUACAAAACCGUAGGUAGCAUAAAUUUAUUCCCGCCCGUGCGACCUCCGAGUCGUCCACAAUUGUGUCUUGUACGGACACCAACGAAUGCAAUGCACGACAUGGGUGAUACUAGGCCGCAAACACGCGGGCCGGCCCGCGGGGCAGCUCGCAAAAACAGGACCACCACGGCAUUUGGCGACCGUCUCCGUGUUCCGAGUGCAUCCUACGGCAUAGCAUCGUAUCGCACCGUAGAGAUGGGUCCGUGCACCUUCGACCGAUGAGACCUACCGCAGACAGAGGCAUUGCAUGUGAAAGCCUGCACGCACGCUUUUUUAUUCGUUGUCGAUCCUUACGGGUGCCGGUCGUCUGCUUUACUAGUAUGUACACUACUGAUGUGCGAGUAGGUGUACCCAUACCCGCACCCGUACCAAUAAUCAGUCCUGACCGAUCCUCCAAAACCAGCCACCAUCGCGGAGCAUUAUCUCUCCUAGCAUUACUAUUAUCAUCAUCAUCUUCACCAUAGGGAGUCGGGUCUUUUGUAGCGUAGUCGGUGUUCUCCUUUCCACAUCAGCAACACAACAACAUGCAAUCUUCUAUCUCUGUAAGUAUACAAGAAAAGACGACUCGGCAGUGACAAUGGCAAACAGCAAAGAAGCGGGCAACAGCAACAACGCAACAACAACGAUGUCCUUUGGCACGAACGAACACGAGCGAAACCGAAAAAAGUAUUCGAUCGUACACCCAGUACUGAUUUCUACGCGAUUCCGGCGCAAUAUAUAUUUGUUUUAUAUGCAUUGCUGUUUCCACCAUGAAGGACACCGCACGGGAUACCAUCGCCACAAAACAAAAGCUUAUGAACGCGCACAUAGCGUAGAAGACACUGUUGCUUCCUUGUGCCCUUACGGGAACCCUGUGAAAGAAAGUAACCUGGGUUUCUUGUUCCACGGUAGCCAGAGCGCAAGACGAGCGGAGGAAAUAGUCUUUGCCGGCAGGCAGACGAUCAUUGAUGCACAUCGAUGGGCGCCUUGUUUCGAUCCAAGCAAAGCCAAUGUAUAAAACGCACGGCACUAUACUUUCAUAGCGCACCGCGGAACAAAUGAAUCUGAUUUUUGUUCGAUCGGUAUCGUUUCCGUUCUUCGCUGGUGAUGGAUUGGAUUCCGAUGCGUGUUCCUUGCCCUUGCCGGAAAUGUGAACCAGACCUGUUGUCUCUGUUUAGCUACGUUUGAUUUGGUGGUGUAUGGUGUAUCAUCMCAAGAGAUUGGCAGAAUUGAAUGAGUUGGCUGCCUUACAUUCUGCCGAAGGAUACCGUGGCUGGUGCCUCUUGUUCAUUGGAACCCAAGCGAAUAAAAUCCCAUAAAGUAGAUGUUGCGUGCUGCUGCUUCCAUUGUCCAUUUCCAAACCAUGACGGCUGUCGUUUUCGGUUUCUAUUCGAUUCGAAGGCUUCGAUUUGUUAACUAACCAACAACGUUUUUUUCUGUCACACGCCCACUUCGUUUCAUUCGCACUCUUCUUUUUACCUCGCAGAAAUACAGAAUCACCAAGCGC
Pseudo-nitzschia multistriata is the source of this 1784-nucleotide messenger RNA. Lineage: Eukaryota; Bacillariophyta; Bacillariophyceae; Bacillariales; Bacillariaceae. The record is from the annotation of a GenBank genome assembly.